AUCCGAUUGACCAGCCCUAGUUUCAGAAUAGAAGGGAUAAUGAAUCAGUUUUGGUGGUGUAGCAAGAGCUCAAACCCAACGGGUAUUCACAGGCUAUCAUGGCAGCGGAUGUCGACGCCAAAAAAAUUUGGUGGGCUGGGCUUUAGGAGGAUACGAGACUUCAACAUCGCUAUGAUUGGCAAACAAGGUUGGAGAUUGUUGGUCAACCCUGAUUCUAUCGUGGCAAGAGUCUUUAAGGCGAGAUACUACCCAAAAGGGGAUUUCCUAAAUGCGGAACUUGGCUCUUCACCAAGUUUCGUAUGGCGGAGUAUUUUAGGUGCUCGUCAUCUUAUCAUUAAUGGCAUAGGUCAACGGAUUGGAGACGGACGAGACUCUCUCGUAUGGGACUACCCAUGGGUCUGGGACAAGGACAUGCCUUACAUCACAUCACCUAAACCACCUUUCUGCCCAAAUUUCAAGGUUUCUUAUCUUAUUGAUCAGGAGAACGGCUCAUGGAAAAUGGAUGUGCUGCGAGAGUGGUUCUCGGAGCAAGACACUGUUCGUAUCCAUCGUACUCCGGUGUCUCUCUCUCGCAAAGACUGCUGGUUUUGGGUGGCGGAAACACAUGGAGUUUACACUGUGAAAAGCGCUUACAGGAAGCUGUGCGGGGAAGCAUCUCAGGUUAGCAUUUUUGACCCGUGGGGCUGACUUUGGGGGCUGCCGAUUUUGCCUAAAGUAAAAAACUGUAUUUGGAGAUGUUUAAGGGGUGUCUUACCCACGGCAUUAGCACUCGGAACCAAGGGAGUUGACAUUGAUCUAAACUGCCGCAUUUGUGGUGCACCAGAGGAGUCAUUAGAGCAUGUUUUUCUACUUUGUCCUUUUGCUCUAAAAAUUUGGAGGCUCCUUGGCAGCAAUAUAGCUAUAGGUUUGCA
Messenger RNA from Cuscuta campestris, 911 nucleotides. Lineage: Eukaryota; Viridiplantae; Streptophyta; Magnoliopsida; Solanales; Convolvulaceae. The record is from the annotation of a GenBank genome assembly.